Messenger RNA from Impatiens glandulifera, 342 nucleotides. Its product is annotated as MADS-box transcription factor PHERES 2-like. NCBI's taxonomy places the organism in Eukaryota, Viridiplantae, Streptophyta, Magnoliopsida, Ericales, Balsaminaceae. The record is from RefSeq and is a predicted model, not a curated record. The coding region runs from base 1 to 342 and encodes 113 amino acids. The transcript is spliced from 2 exons. Gene Ontology annotation, molecular function: DNA binding; protein dimerization activity.
AUGGAUGAACUCAACACCCUUUGUGGCAUUGAAGGAUGUGCGAUUGUAUACUCACAAUGUGAGGAAAUUCCCGAGGUUUGGCCCAAUGAGGAAAAGGCUGAGAGUGUGGUGGCCCGAUUUAACAUGAUGCCAAAUGUGAAUCGACACAAAGGGAUGGAAAAUCAGGAGUUGGUAGAAAUUGGUGAGAGGAUGAGAGCGCUCUCAGUGAAAUCAACUUUGAGUCUGGUUCAAGAUUCAAUUAAUCCUACAAGGGUUAACGAAGAUGUAGCUGAAUGUUCGACGAGUCGUAUGAGAUUGAAGGAUGAUGAAUUUGUGAUUCAGAUAGAAGAGAGUGAUGAUUAA